GGAGCAGGAGCAGGUUCCCUCCACGUCUCCACCUCAGUAACUCCUCGCAGUCGCUCGCAGUCGGUUCGCUCGUGUCGACGGGGGUUGUCGUGCGCGCGCGCGCGCGUGUUUCGAGGCACGCGCAUCUCUGUGUGCAUUUGUGCGCGUGUGUGUGUGUGUGUGUGUAUGUGUAUAUGUAUGCGUGUGUCGUGUGCGCGCGUCGUCGUCGCACCACCUACAUGUUUCGGUCGCGUCGUCGACGUCGUCUCGGCUCGCGAGAUCUCGUAAGCGAGUAAACGGCGUCCCGAAGCUCCCGAGGCGGAUCCUGCGGGGGAAACGCGAAAACGAGACGCACGUUCGGCCGCAGGCGACGCCGAAUUCUCCCCCGUCGCUCCGACCCCGGUUACUCCCUCACGUUCAAUAAUGAGGGACAUGGCAGGUAAGAUCGCCGAGUUGAAGUUCGAGGCACCCCUCGCGCGCUUCGAGGAGGAGGACACCGCCAGCCUGAAGAACAUGAACCUCCUGACAGAACAAUUGCUGGACGCCAGUCUGGAUGCGAGUUUCGGCGAGAAUUGCAACGCGAACGAGCCACCUACGACACACGAGAAUGGCACCGACAUCCUUCAGGAAGGAACGUUCAGCCCAUUCAGCGGCAGCCUCGAGGACCUCGUCAAUACCUUCGACGAAAAGAUCACGUCCUGCUUCCGCGAUUACGGCACCGAUGUGGAAUCGCUGGCUCCGGUGCAGGUCCGAACGCAAGAGGAGAUCAUGAACGAGUGCCAGAUGUGGUGGACGAUCACCGGGACUUUUGGGAAUAUAUUACCGAUCGACUGGAGCAAAUCCUAUGCGCGGAAAAUGCACAUGCCCGCUUUGAAUCUGAACGAGGCACCUGCUUCAAGGGAAAGACCCGAACUAGAGGAUUUGAGUAGCGAAGAUGAGGCAGUUGCCACAGAUUUGGACAUGCAUGCUUUAAUCUUAUCCAGCAGUACCGAUACUCACAGCCCGGAAGAGCCACUGAAGACCGCCGAGGAAGUUCUUCGCGAGAUAGAUGACAUAAUGCAGGAAAGUCCAUCAAUGGAAAGAUCACCGGAUUCAGAAGGUUCUUUAUUGGACAGCGACGAGGCUUUGGAAAGAAGUAGAGAAGUACUUGGAUCACCACUUCAUGAGAAGAAAUUAAAGCAACUCUCCUCCAGCCAGUUGACUGAACUUUUUGGAGAAAUGGAAUCCCUGGUUGCAGCCUUGAGCGAAACGCUGAUCGCUGAGCUUGCGCUCAGAGACGAAUUGGAAUACGAAAAGGAACUCAAAAAUCAGUUUAUCUCUUUACUGUUGGCGGUACAAAAUCGACGUAGGCAGCAUCACGUUACAAAGAAAAGAAAUCAAAUGCAAAAUGGUACUAGUCCAUUGCCACAACAUAGGUCUUUGCAAGAGCCAAAGUACUUGACGACCGUUAUUCCAUAUCAUACAGAUAGUGGUCCGCCAGACAAUCAAGCUUUGCAAGUACUUAUCAAAAUAUUAAAGGCCAUUAGCGAAGAUAGCCCAACAGUACCCACCUUGCUAACAGAUUAUAUACUCAAAGUGUUAUGUCCAACUUAAGGCAAAAUGUGAAAAAAAAAAACGAAUGUCAACAGAAUACUAUGUGCUCUCUUCUUCUUGCCAGUACGCUUUCAGCCGUUAUUGUGCCGCAUGUUAUUGCGUAACUAGCUCAUAAGUUGUAUUUCGAUCACACUCGAUUAUUGUAUUGGCUGUAGAAGUAGAUAAGGUCUCCGAUAUUCUAUCUAGUCUUAAUUUAUACAUUACGAUAUGUAUAUUACCUGCUUAAGAUAUCAUAAGUAUAUUUUUAAUAAUUCGCGUAACGUAUUAUAUUUCUUACUCGCGUAAAUUGUCAUUUCGCGUCAUUUUCUUACGCGCGAUUUUCAUAUUUGUAUUGUAUUUGUAUUGUACACAUGACUCAUACCAAUUCAGUUUUGUAUUUUUUCUUGUACAUAUAAGAAUCCCGAGGGAAAGCUUUCUCACGCAGAGUCAUCGCAAAGACAGCACAGAGCUCCUUAUCUAGAAUCUUACAAAUCGCUACUUGUGUAGAUCGAUUUCUAUUUAAGGAAUUCAAAUUAGUGUACAUUGUUGUAAUGCUAGCCAGUAUCUAGAGAUACUUCAUUCACCGAUAUAUCACGCUCAAAGAGUGAAAAUCUUGCAGUGUCGGUCAGUUAAAUCACUUGCUCCCACUAUACGAUAAUGUAAUUGUUCUCACGCAACGCGCAAAUGCUCGGGACACUGUGUUUGUUAAAGUAAAAAAAAAAAAAUAAAAUGAUCAUUGCUC
Messenger RNA from Pogonomyrmex barbatus (red harvester ant), 2293 nucleotides. It is a transcript of the gene Unc-76, whose product is annotated as fasciculation and elongation protein Unc-76. NCBI's taxonomy places the organism in Eukaryota, Metazoa, Arthropoda, Insecta, Hymenoptera, Formicidae. Gene Ontology annotation, cellular component: axon; cytoplasm. The record is from RefSeq and is a predicted model, not a curated record.